Molecule: messenger RNA, 2065 nt
Organism: Salvia splendens (bonfire salvia)
Lineage: Eukaryota; Viridiplantae; Streptophyta; Magnoliopsida; Lamiales; Lamiaceae
Product: UDP glycosyltransferase 9
Exons: 3
Coding region: 49-1989 (646 amino acids)
Molecular function (GO): quercetin 3-O-glucosyltransferase activity; quercetin 7-O-glucosyltransferase activity
Source: RefSeq, a predicted model, not a curated record
AUUUGUCACAUCUAUAUAUAUAAACACACAUAUUUAGUGCAGCAACAAAUGGCAGCUCAUGUUCUAGUCCUCCCGUACCCGGGACAGGGCCACAUCAACCCGGCCCUCGCCUUCGCCACCCGCCUCGCCUCCAUGAGCCUCUCCGUCACCGUUCUCAUCACCACUGACUUGAUCAGCAAAGCAACUGUCUCCUCCUCCUCCUCUGCCUCUGUCUCCAUCGCCCGCAUCUCAGACGGAAAGGAGUCCGUCGAGGGCGAAGAGUCCUUCGAGGCCUACUUCAAGCGCUUCACAGCCGUGCUCUCAGCCAACCUGGCCGAAUUCAUCGACCACAACCCAGCUUAUAAGCUCCUCGUCUACGACUCCGCGAUGCCGUGGGCCAUGGACGUGGCCCGGGCCCGGGACUUGCUCUGCGCGCCGUUUUUCACGAUGUCGGCGGCUGUGUCUGCGAUUUUCUACCAUUUGAAAAUUGGGGGUUUGAAGUAUCCUUACGAGGAAUGUGAGGCGGUGAGGCUGCCUUCGUUGCCUUGUCUUGCGGUCAAGGAUUUGCCUUCUCUCUCUACGUUUAUGGAUGCGAAUCAGACGAUUUUGAAAUUGCUUUGUGAUCAGUUCUUGAAUCUUGACAAGGCGGAUUGGAUCUUCAUCAACACGUUCGACAUGCUCGAACCAGAGAUAGUAGAGUGGAUGGCCAGAAAAUGGCCAAUCAAGACCAUCGGCCCAACCAUCCUCCUAAACCACAAAGACAACAACAACCAAACCACCAUCAACCUCUUAGAACCAAAACACGACGCCUGCACACAAUGGCUUGACUCCAAAGAGACCGCCUCCGUCGUCUAUGUCUCCUUCGGAAGCAUCGCAUCCCUUGGAAAACCCCAGAUGGAAGAACUCGUACACGGCCUCGUCGCCAGCAACCGCCACUUCCUAUGGGUCGUCAGAGCCUCCGAGGCCGACAAGCUCCCCCGGGAUUUCAAUCCCGGGGAGAAGGGCCUCGUGGUGGAGUGGUGCAACCAGCCAGCGGUGCUGGCCCACCGCGCUGUGGCGUGCUUCGUGAGCCACUGUGGGUGGAACUCGACUCUGGAGGCGGUCGGGCAUGGGGUGCCCGUCGUGGCCUUGCCGCAGUGGGUGGACCAGACCACGGAUGCUAAGUUUGUGGAGGAUGUGUGGGGGAUUGGGGUUGUGAUAAAAGGUUGUGGAAGAGAGGAGAUUGCUGAGUGUAUUGAAGGAGUUGUGGGAGGAGAAAGAGGGGUUGAGAUGAGAAGGAAGGCUUGUGAGUUUAGGAAAUUGGCUAAGGAUGCUGUGGAAUGUGGUGGGACUUCUAUCAAUAAUAUUCAGCAUUUUGUUGAGGAACUUUUGUGUAGGUAUUGGAUUGGAUGGCAAGGCUAUGGCCAAUCAACACUGUUGGACCUACUUAUCUGCGAUUCCAAAAAAAGCAAGAGAUCGGUCUCAAACCAUAUCAUCAACCUGUUUGAGCCAAAACAAGAUGAAGACUGCCAAAAAUGGCUCGACGCCAAGGGGAGCGGCUCAGUCGUCUACGUCUCGUUCGGAAGCUUAGCGUCUCUCCAAAAGGAGCAAAUGGAGGAGCUCGCCCACGGCCUAGCAUUGAGCAACUGCCCAUUUUUGUGGGUGGUGAGAGCUUCUGAGAUUGAUAUGAUAAAGAAUCUUGAUUACAGAAAGGCCUUAUUGUUGAGUGGUGUCAUCAGCCACAGGUACUGGCCCAUAGCGCCGUGUGGGGGUUCAGGAUUGGAGUUAGAGCGGGCGAAGAUGGAAUCAUCGGGAGAGAGGAGAUUUCGACACAGGUUAAGCAAGUUGUUGAAGGAGAUGAAGGGAUUGAGCUCAAGAAAAAUGCUUGCAAGUGGAAGAGUUUGGCUGAUGAGGCUGUGGAACAGGGUGGGACUAGUGCUACUAAUAUUGAUGAAUUUGUUUCCACACUUAAAAAGUUAUAAAAAUAGAGAUUUUUGUAAGAUGAUACUCACCUUAUUCCAAUUUACUUGAGUCGUAUUUCCCAGUAUCUUAAAUACAAUACUGUUUCUGUGGUUGUUGGGUCCAAUACCGAAGAUGAUUUGGUGAG